Messenger RNA from Cyphellophora attinorum, 846 nucleotides. RefSeq names its product 2-hydroxyacyl-CoA lyase 1. Gene Ontology annotation, biological process: fatty acid alpha-oxidation. Lineage: Eukaryota; Fungi; Ascomycota; Eurotiomycetes; Chaetothyriales; Cyphellophoraceae. Bases 1 to 846 code for a protein of 281 amino acids. The record is from RefSeq and is a predicted model, not a curated record. The transcript is spliced from 2 exons. Gene Ontology annotation, molecular function: catalytic activity; thiamine pyrophosphate binding. Gene Ontology annotation, cellular component: peroxisome.
AUGGGCGUCGGAUUGGGCUACGCUAUCGCGGCAUAUGCAGCAUACAACUAUUCCAACCCGGAAGGCAGCAUAGGUGUUGGUAUCGAGCAUGGGCCAGGAACAACAAUAGGCGGUGGCGGAACACAAGGAGGCGCGACAGCUCAAGCAACGCCCUAUGCUGGUGCGGCUGGAGCCAACACCAUAGGCAAGCCCGCCGAUGGCAAAGUGGAAGGCGGUGCGACAGCCCAGCCAUCACCAUAUGGGGGCGCCUCCGGCACAUCAACAUCACAUGCACCCAAGACUGAUGGGACAGUCACAGCUGGCGCGACUGCCCAACCAACACCAUACGGCGGUGCAUCGGGCACCUCUGCAUCCAGUGCAUCAGCACGGAAGAAGAAGAUCAUUGCCAUCGAAGGCGACUCCGCCUUUGGCUUCAGCAUGGCAGAAGUAGAGACGAUGAUCCGCUAUCGGAUGCCCAUCCUGAUUCUCAUCAUCAACAACUCCGGUCUGUACCGCGGCGACGCGGACUCGCGGUCUGACUGGACCAAGCUGCAGGACAUGAGUGUUAAAGGCACACCUGCUGCGCCGCAGGGACUGAGUGCAACUGGGUUGGGGUUCGAGACAGAAUAUCAGAGGAUAGCCGAGCUGGGAGGAGAUGGGAAGGCGUGGGGCACUGUGGCGCGAACACCUAAGGAGUUGCAGGAAGCGGUCAGAAAGGCUUGGACGGUGGAGGAGGGGCCGGUGGUGGUUAAUGUCUUGGUUGAUACUACCAAGGACCUGGUCAUGGAUUUCUCGUGGCUCGAUAUGGCGCCGCCGGGUUCGGAGAAGGGAGGCGUCACGGGAGGCAAGAAAGAAUCGAAGCUGUAA